AUGUCGUCUAGGGCGCUACGAAAAUUACAAAAACAAAAAGAAGCCCAGAAAGUUUCAGAGGUUCAAAAUGACUCGGAGGACAGCGAACCAGAUAUCCCAGUUUCGCGGCCAAAGAUCAAUGCUUUUGAUCUACUAGGUGACCAAGAUGAGGACGAUGAUAAUCAUGAUAAUGCGCAUGAGUCUGAGACGGAAAAGCCCGUUACUGAAGAGGACCAUAAGCCUGUCUCGCCGUUGGAGGCCCCAAAGUCUACCAGCGGCAACAAGAAAAAGAAAAAGAAGAGUAAAAAGCAACAGGCAAAGAAAACUACAGAGCCAGCAGAAGCAAAUACCCCAGGCUCCAAAUCCCCGGAGGUUGAUGAAAUAGACCUGGCUCUCGAAGCUCUAGCUCUUAAGCACCCUCCGUCAUCAGAGGACCAAAAUGCCAAACCCGAAGGGGAUCUUCAUGACUCUUAUGAACAGAGUUUAUGCGCUCUCUUAGAAAUAGACGCCAAAAAGCUCGUUGCGAUGAAUGAAAUGAAAAGACUCUUUGGAAAUGCUGCUGUGGAAAACCGGACCUCUGAAAGCCCGUCCGGAAAUAGGAGACGGGAGCGAAACAGACGUGCCCUGGAUUUAGGGGCCGCGUUGACAGGAAGAUAUAGCCCUGCGAGCAGAGGCCAGGACCUCUCGGGGGUAGCACUGCGUAAGAAUGUGCUUAUGCAGGGCAAGGCUGAGUGGCCAAAGGCGACGAGUGGUGGGUUGGCGAUGGAAAUUGUCCAGAAAUCCCCUAUGGGAGCUGUUGAAUACGAGAUAGUUCAUAAUACCGCUUAUAAGGAUGUCCAGCGUCAGUUUGAGAUGUGCGUGGAAUCCAUGCAACCAGAAAGAAUGAUCGAGUUGCUUCAAUAUAAUCCGUAUCAUAUAUCAACACUGCUACAGGUUUCUGAAAUUGCAAAGCAUCAAGGAGAUCAUGCUGUAUCAGCCGAUCUCUUAGAACGAGCAUUAUUUAAUAUUGGACGUUCGGCCCAGUCUUCUUUCGGCAACUCUCUAAAAGAGGGAAAAGCUAGGCUUGAUUUCACGAUAAAGGAGAAUCGUGAGGUAUGGCUUGCGGGCUGGAGGUAUAUUAUUAAUUUGGGAAUGAAGGGUACCUGGAAAACAGCGUAUGAGUGGACGAAGUUCCUCCUAAGCCUCGACCCAGAUGACCCGUACUGCUUAUGCCUGAUUAUUGACCAUAUUGCUAUACGAGCAAGGGAACUAGAGCAUUUUGUUGACUUGUGCCUACACCCUAGCUUCAAGAAGCGGUGGCAUUCGUUCCCUAAUAUCCAGUGUUCCCUCAGCCUAGCAUACAUGUAUUUGAAGAAACCAAAGGAGUGCAGAGAGAUCCUGCAUUCAGCUAUGGCCCAAUACCCCUGGAUCUUCUGCCGUCUCACGCAGGAAUUAAACGUAUCUCCCGUGCCAACGGCGAUCUGGGGCGCACAAGCACCUGACGCGGCCCAUGAACUGCUCUGUGAACUCUACAUAGCUAGAGCCAAGGAUAUAUGGAACACACCCGAGGCCACUUCCCUUUUGGUAGAAAUUGCUGAUUCUAUCGCGGCACCUGAACAAGCUCCCAAAGCACCAGAGAUAUCACAGAAUGUGGCACGGCAUGUGAUACUAUCAGACAUAUCAGCUGUGACGACGCACCUCCCACGCCACUUCACCGUCCGACAAAUAUCAGCUUCGGACCCCUUACCACCAAAUGAAGUUGGAUUGUCUAACGUUCACGCAGCAUCCAUGCUGGACGAAGUGCUUCAACUGUUCGGCGCAAAUGAGCCGGCCCACGCUCAGACUGGGCGCCAUAGCCAUAGACAUGUGGAUGACGACGAAGACACUGACUCAGCGGAAGAAUUGGACAUGGCUGGUGUGUAUCUUCCUCCAUCCCAGGCCCCGGAGUGGCUUUUAGCCGAAGGCGCAGACGAGCUCGCGGAAUUCUUUCUUGUCAACGGUGUGGAUCCGGGAAAUUGGGAGGAGGGAGUUGACAUGCUGCCUGUCCAGCGAUGGGUGAGGAAUCUCCAGCAUCUAGACAGGCAGGAAUGGCACCGAAUCAUCUCCACUGUCGCCGCAGGGUUGGGCUCCUCAGCAGAGAUGAUUGAGAUGGUACUGCGUGAGGAACUAGAACGGCAGAUCAGCGCCAGCUAA
This is a messenger RNA of Nannizzia gypsea CBS 118893, 2151 nucleotides long. RefSeq names its product transcription factor 25. The record is from RefSeq and is a predicted model, not a curated record. NCBI's taxonomy places the organism in Eukaryota, Fungi, Ascomycota, Eurotiomycetes, Onygenales, Arthrodermataceae. The transcript has 2 exons. Gene Ontology annotation, cellular component: RQC complex. Bases 1 to 2151 code for a protein of 716 amino acids. Gene Ontology annotation, biological process: ribosome-associated ubiquitin-dependent protein catabolic process; rescue of stalled cytosolic ribosome.